Westerdykella ornata is the source of this 1483-nucleotide messenger RNA. RefSeq lists its product as uncharacterized. Lineage: Eukaryota; Fungi; Ascomycota; Dothideomycetes; Pleosporales; Sporormiaceae. The record is from RefSeq and is a predicted model, not a curated record. The transcript has a single exon. The coding region runs from base 405 to 1328 and encodes 307 amino acids.
GAGCGUUUAGUAAAAAAGAUAUGGCGAGUUAGCCUGGAUUGGAUUCAAUCACGCCUUGCAGUGGUGUUUGCGUAUCAGUUGAAAAUGACGGCAAUGCUGUAGAGAAACUUUCACAGACUCUCCGCUCGGUUCGCCGCCUUCACCGUUUGCUUCUGGCGCCAAGCCCGCUCCAGUGCGGCACACUCUCUUGAGCACCUGAUUUUCCAUAAUUCUGUAAUUUCACGUCAACAAUAGUCCAUUCAGAGGCUGCGCGGCGCCUGCUCUGCCAGGUGAUCCUGCGGAUGCACUCUAACGAGCGGACGGCGUAUCGUUUGAACCUCCACCCACCCCACAACCUACGAAAGCUGGGCGCAAGCUACAACUGAGAUAUUUACACCCAGCCUCAACACGUACCUCUAGCCAGGAUGACUCCUGUGAACCUCCCUCGAGCUGAGUCGGACAAGGUCGCCUCUCCCUUCCUUCGUCUUGCAGGCGAGAUCCGCAACAAGAUAUACGAGCUUGCCCUGACCUCUCCCAACAAGCAACUCGUGUAUCUCGACAAACCUCUAGCCUCGAAGCCUGGACUGUACAAUGCGACGAUGACCAUACCAAACGACGGCCGUGGCUUCGUUGAACCUAGUUUCUUGGAUACUGUCAACUCCGCUCGUGAGUUCAAUCAGCUCAAGCUGGUGUGCCGGCAACUACACAAUGAGACAGCUGGACUCGAAGUCAGGUUCAACACCAUAGUCUGGAUGGGCUGUACCCCUCUCUCUAAACGCGUUCGCGGAGAUCUUCCAUCGAAGCUUCCUCCCUCGUGGGAGCAGAAUCUUCACACCCUCGUCAUGCGCCCCCCGACCUUUCAGCGCUUGGGCGGCUCACUGGACGACAUCAGCAAAGUUGGCUCGUACUUCCACCCAGACGGGGCGAAUGCUCGCUUCGUCUGCAGUGUCCUGGACUUUUGCUGCAAGUACCCCAAUGUCAAAGUAGCUUGGGUGAUGGAAGGUUUCUUCGUGGAGAGCGCACUCCUUAACGACUUCGUCAGCGUAGCGGAUGCCAUCUGCACCGUCGUCCGAGGUCCUUCGACGAGUGAGUUAAGUCAUUACAGGGGAGCCUUCCUGACGACCUGGCUUUCUGGACAGGUCGCAGUCUAUGCGAAAACUGCGAGGGAACAAGGACACAGCUUUGCGAACCUCAGAAUCUAUCCGGAAGGCAAGUACUUCCCACGUUUCGCUUCUACCUACAGGCAUCUCUUUCCUGGCGUACCAUCGAACGCUCUUCCUAACCUUCUUGGUUGGGAUCCGAAGAAGAUGGAUCGUGAGAUUCAUCAGGUCUAUAGGGCCGGUGUCUGAGGUGGACGUGCUUAUCUCAGCAUACGGAGCUAGAAUGCAGCGCCAAUACUGACUGAGACAAGGGAUACCGCUUCGUAUGCAAGAGGAGAUCGGCGGGACGUUGGGAUACUCAGGCGGAGGGAUUGUGAUGGAGACUCUACUUCAUGCCGCGGGAU